AUGGAUGUGGAGGGCAGUAACAAACAGCCAAGUGGGAAAUUAGGCUUUUCCCCUUGUGAGGAAGAGAACAAAGCACAGAGAGGACCAGAAGAGGGCGAGGGAGUCCAGAGCCAGACUCCGGAGAAGCUGGAGGUUCAGGACUCAGAGUCCUUCAGGACACCCCAGAGGAGCAGAAGUGGGGUCCCUGGCACCUUCCAGGAAAGAGGCAAACCCAUGCUAGUCCCAGUUCCGAGGACUCCAGUGUCAGACUCUCCCACAUGUCCUGAGACACCAACUAUGUCAGAGAAAAGGAGCAAGAUGCUGCAUGCUGAGAGCCCCUCCACUCCUAAAAACCUGCAGAGCCAGCCUCCAGCAAUUUCUUCAACAGUGAAGCUCUCCUCCAGAGGCUCCCAGCAUUUCAGGCACACGCCUGUUUCCCUCAGGGAUGAGAUGGCCUCCCUGGCUUUGGUCAAUGUUAAUCCCUUCACUCCAGAGUCCUUGAAAAAAUUAUUGCUUACAUCCAACGGCAAGAGGAAAACCCGAGGAGAUGUUGAGGAGACUGAUCCAGAAGAAGGCAAAUUAAAACAAGGGUUACCUGCCAAGAGAUGUGUCAUGAGAGAAACCAACAUGGUCACACGCUAUGAAAAGGAAUUUUUGGAGGUGGAAAAAAUUGGCGUUGGGUCAUUUGGUACAGUCUACAAAUGCAUUAAGAGGUUGGAUGGCUGUGUCUAUGCAAUAAAGCGUGCUACGAAGCCAUCUGCAGCGUCUUCGAACGACAGUUCAGAUUUGCGAGAAGUGUAUGCGCACGCAGUGCUGGGCCAUCACCCCCACGUGGUGCGUUACUACUCUGCCUGGUCGGAAGACGACUACAUGAUCAUUCAGAAUGAAUACUGCAAUGGUGGGAGUUUGCAAGCCGUUAUAUCUGAAAAUACUAAGUCUGGGGAUCAUUUCCAAGAGCCCACACUCAGAGACAUGCUUCUGCAGAUUUCCGUGGGACUUAAAUACAUCCACAGCUCGGGGAUGGUGCACCUGGACAUCAAACCUAGCAAUAUCUUCAUUUGCCAUAGGGGGCAAAGCGAUUUUACUGACAUCCCAGAAGAGAUUGAAAAUGAAGCUGACUGGUUCAUUUCUGCCAGUGUGAUAUAUAAAAUUGGUGACCUGGGCCACGUAUCAUCCAUAACUGAUCCCAGUGUAGAAGAAGGAGAUAUUCGCUUCCUGGCUAAUGAGGUUUUGCAAGAGGAUUAUCGACAUCUUCCCAAGGCGGACAUAUUUGCCUUGGGCUUAACAAUAGCAGUGGCUGCGGGAGCGGAGGCGUUACCAGCCAACGGGGAGCCGUGGCAUCACAUCCGCAAGGGUAACCUUCCAGAAAUUCCCCAGAAACUCUCAGAAGACUUUCAAGAUCUGCUCAAGACAAUGAUCCAUCCUGAUCCUGAAAAGAGACCCUCCGCAGCAGAUAUGGUCAUGAACCGCACUCUCCGGCCUUCCCUGGGCAAGACAGAAGAGCUCCAGAAGCAGCUGAACUUAGAAAAGUCCAAGAUAGCCAUGCUAGAAAGGGAAUUGAGACAAGUGCAGCAGGCGCUGUCCCCUCCAGGAGACAUCUCCCAUGGCAACCCUGGGGUCUCCGAGACUCACGCAAGAGCAAGAAGCACAAGGCGCCUGGUGGGAAGAAACAGUGGCAAGUCUUUCAGCUUUACUCUUGGGGAAUCUUCCCUGUAA
Messenger RNA from Ochotona curzoniae (black-lipped pika), 1695 nucleotides. It is a transcript of the gene WEE2, whose product is annotated as WEE2 oocyte meiosis inhibiting kinase. NCBI's taxonomy places the organism in Eukaryota, Metazoa, Chordata, Mammalia, Lagomorpha, Ochotonidae. Gene Ontology annotation, biological process: protein phosphorylation; mitotic cell cycle; regulation of meiosis I. The transcript is spliced from 11 exons. The coding region runs from base 1 to 1695 and encodes 564 amino acids. Gene Ontology annotation, cellular component: nucleus. Gene Ontology annotation, molecular function: non-membrane spanning protein tyrosine kinase activity; magnesium ion binding; ATP binding. The record is from RefSeq and is a predicted model, not a curated record.